AUGCCUUCUCGAGUCAUCAGCGCCCGCGGGGCGGCGAGUGGCGGUGAGGUGAGCGUAGCGGACAGUCCGUUUGCUACAUUCGAGUCACUCACCCAGGCAGCCGUCAUCGCUGUCAUCGGAAUCGCCAUUGUUGUGUCCAACCUUCUUAUCAUAGCGUCCUUUCUCAAUUUUAAAGGACUGUCCAACGAAGUCAUAAAUUAUUAUCUGCUAUCGUUGGCUGUGGCUGAUCUAUUAUGUGGGCUAUUCGUGGUACCGCUCUCUGUGUACCCAGCAAUAACUGGUCGAUGGAUGUUCGGAGACCUGAUGUGUCGGCUGGCGGGCUACGUGGAGGUCACACUGUGGUCCGUGUCCGUGUACACGUUCAUGUGGAUCUCAGUGGACCGGUACCUGGCCGUGCGGAAACCUCUCCGAUAUGAGACGGUUAGUGCGACGGUACAAACUCGCACACGUAGCCAAUGUUGGAUGGUGUUCACCUGGAUAUCAGCUGCGAUGCUCUGUUGUCCACCGUUACUCGGAUACAAAAAGGACGCUAAUUUUGAUAAGGAAACUCUGAUAUGCAUGCUCGACUGGGGUACAACUUACGCUUAUACCGCCACUUUGAGUAUUCUGGUGUUGGGUCCGAGCGUUAUAUCUAUAGUAUACAACUACUUCUACAUAUUCUCAAUGAAGAGGAAACUGCACAGCGGAGCACCGAUUCACGACAAGGAGUAUGCCACUGCGUUGGCUGAAAACCUAGCCAAUCCUAGCCAUUGGAUGAGUUUCAUUCUUGUUUCCGUAUUUUGGCUCAGCUGGGCUCCCUACGCCGGUGUGAGGUUUUAUGAGUACUUCACCGAUCAGGAGCUGAAAAUUCCGAUGUUACAUUUCGGCGUAGUGUGGCUCGGCAUUCUUAAUUCAUUUUGGAAAAUUAUAAUUCUAUUAUCUUUAAGCCCUCAGUUUAGAUUGGCUUUAAGAAUAUUAUGCUUGACUGCAUGCUGUCGUACCAAGGGACGCCUGCAAGCCGAGCUGAUUGGCAUGGAUAAUGAUGAUUAG
Danaus chrysippus (African queen) is the source of this 1029-nucleotide messenger RNA. The record is from the annotation of a GenBank genome assembly. Lineage: Eukaryota; Metazoa; Arthropoda; Insecta; Lepidoptera; Nymphalidae.